This is a messenger RNA of Kockovaella imperatae, 2898 nucleotides long. RefSeq lists its product as hypothetical. The record is from RefSeq and is a predicted model, not a curated record. Lineage: Eukaryota; Fungi; Basidiomycota; Tremellomycetes; Tremellales; Cuniculitremaceae. Bases 1 to 2898 code for a protein of 965 amino acids. The transcript is spliced from 3 exons.
AUGUCAUUUCAACCGUUGGAUUUUGUCAUUCAGCCUCCUGCUGCUUCUCACCGUUCAACUCUGCCUUGUCAGCCCAUACCACCCUAUCAGCAGGCUGACUGGGUGUCAGAGGUGCAGCAGACUGGCCACAUCGCACCUGCCUCGACCACUUCAACGCCUACUCCUCUUGAAGCACUCCCUCAACCCAUCCACAAGAUGCCCCGUCGCAAAGGUCAGUCAUCAGCCAAUCGAGGAGGCAAGCGCAAGGCUGGUCCCAAGGCGCGCUCACGGCCCGCGCCAAAGCUCACCAUUCGAGUCCCUGCGCUUCCUACGCUCCCAGUGGCUAAAACCUCUCAUCCACCGCCUGCAUCCACCUCCACCACCGACACGACCACGACGCCCGACGUCGCCACGCCCAGUAGCUCAAUCACCCAGCCCCCAUCCCGAAGCAAGAAAUCCAAGCAUCCGAUCGAGUAUGACAUUCCUAGCGUCCCGCUCCAACUUAAGAACACGCGAGGAUCUCUCUUACCUGCUCCACCAGGAUCCAAGCUCGAAGUGAACGAACUGUUGAUUCUCCACCCACCUCAACUGGGACCCGAUUCCAACGCGAUCCCCAUCAACCAGUACACUGCCGCCGCGUCUGCCGGAACGAUCACUCGGAUCGAAGGGAAUCCAGGAGACAAGUACAAAAGCAGAUUCGAAAUGUACACGUGUCGACUGUGUUCCAAGACGUAUGACGGGAAGAACGCUCGAAGUGUUGCGAGACGCCAUCUCCAAGACAAACAUGGGGUACCACUGGCCUUGCAAAAGAGACGGAGCAGGUGGGACUAUGGUGAUUUGAUCAAGCCGGAACGUCCCAAGACGGCUGAAGCCAAAGUCAAAUUGCUCGUGUCGAAGCGUCAAUGGGCGAUUAAGAGUCGCAACCAGACACGUCUCGAACGCACCUUUGCGACCUUUCUGGUUCAGUUCGGGCCCAACGGACUGCUCACACCGUGUGGUCUUCGACUCAUCGCUCCAGGUAUGAGAGGUCAUCUGUCCCCUGCCAUCAGGUGCAAGCUCUACCCGGAUGGCAAUCUCGGCUGGAAUCAGAUGCCAUCGGAUCUCGUGCAAGGUAUCAUGGCUCUUCGAGAAUCAGAAGGAAGGAUUGACAAGUAUGAAGAUGAGAUCGAAGCUGCUCGAGAGGAAGAUCGAAACAAGGGUAUUCAAUCAGCGUCCAAUCGGAAAGUCGGAUCGUCACGUCAAUCUGCACGAUCCCAUCCUCAACCAUCGUUCCACCCUCCAGCUUAUCGUCAAGGCUACGCGUCCUUCUUUGGACCUGGUGAAGAAGGCGAACCUGAGCUUGACAUGGAUCUCCAUGAUCCCUGGUACGCUGCUGCCACACACGUCGAUGAAGAUGCUCUCCAAGCCGCCAUUGCUCAGCAUUACGACGCAAUCGAUCCGUCUGUGUCGAAUGACUUCCAUCAGUCUCAGCACCCGACAUCGAGCAUGAUCCAUGGAUAUCCCGAAUUCAAAUUCGCCGAUCAGUCCCAAAUAGGUCAAUGGGGUUACGCCGAUGAAGACGAUGCAAUCGACUCGGAGUUAGAAGAGUCAGACGAGGAGGACGAAAUGUCGGACCAAGCUCCGUUGGCUCCAGCUCCGCCGAACGAGCCAUUCUGGCCGCCACCUGGUCCGCCCUCUGAUCUCUACUACCCUCCUCAAUUGCCGUAUCUGCCGUACAGCUUCACUUCUGCCACUCUGGCGCAACUGGAUUUCGUCCACGGUCAGGUAUAUCCGCCUCAUCAGCAUGCUCAAUUCGGUCAAUUCGGCCAACAGCAUCAGCAGGCUCAACACGCUCAGCUUGCUGCGACUCGAUUGGAGUACCACCCGUCUCAGCGGCGUCUGGUGGAAGAAGAGGUGGAAAAUCCUGUCAUGGAGAGUCCUGACACAUCGAUGGAAAUCGAGCAGGAUAUCAGCCACAUCCAGGCGCCAGUCGAAGAGGUCGCCGCUGAAUCACUUCUCGACCUUCAGUCGACUCCCGCCAAGACUGAUCCAGACUAUAUUCCGAGCUCCAUCCUUCGACACGUCUCCAACGACACGCCUCAAGGACCUUCGCCUCUGAAACACUCCCUAACGGAUCCUGCGAUCCUUCAGUCCCUGCAACCUCGAAAGGGCCCCCACCGAUCAGAGUCUGAUACCAAACUUGUCUUCACUUCCACUCUCCUUCAACCUCGUCUGCUUGAUGCGCCGGAGAUCAAGGAGAUGCCUAAUCGCCCUCGACCUCUUCGUGCCAUGUCCCUCAUCUCUAAGCCGGACCUGGGGCACACGUCUCGAUCCUUGUCAUUCACCUCGGAUAACCUCGACGACGACCCUUUCGCUAUGCCAUCUAUGCACGCUCCAUCCAAGAAGCGCCGAUCGACCAUCGCUUCGCCGAGUCUCAGUAUCAAGAAGAAGAGGGAGGAAGGGUCUACGUUGUCGAGGUCGAAUUCAACCCAUAGCCUUCUUCGGGAGGGUACGGCCGAAUCCAGCGAAGGAUCUGAAGAGUCCAACAACUGCCUAGCGGGUAUCGAAGGAGCGAGCGCCGAACCAUCAGGUCAUCAUGAUCACCUCAACCUCGACACGAUCGGAUCCCCCCCAUCACGGGGCCCCCUCACCAGCCUAAAUCGCAACUUUGCGACGUGCAUCACGCCCGCUCGAUCGCUCAGAUCUCCUGUCCGACCUGGAUCUCUCAAAGCUCCAGUAUCCAUUUCUCGCGUUCAAUGGCUAUUCAGCUCACCGGGAAAUGGCGAGACAGCCGCGACUUUGGGUCUGGUCCCGAAUUGGCUUGGGGGCGGAGGAGGAUUCGGCACGCCAGGAUUAAAUGGAUUGGUCAGUGCUGAGACGCCCGUAGAGAAGGUGCGAUCGAGGGCUAGGGUCGAAGAGCUCGAUGCUGUGGUCGAAUGA